Molecule: messenger RNA, 961 nt
Organism: Oncorhynchus gorbuscha (pink salmon)
Lineage: Eukaryota; Metazoa; Chordata; Actinopteri; Salmoniformes; Salmonidae
Product: transmembrane protease serine 2-like
Exons: 3
Coding region: 423-737 (104 amino acids)
Biological process (GO): proteolysis
Molecular function (GO): serine-type endopeptidase activity
Source: RefSeq, a predicted model, not a curated record
AUCGGUUGAGACAUAGCAUACUCUUGAAUACAGUGUGGGAGUUUACACAUUUUUAGAUACUUUUAAAAGGUUAAAAAUAUAUAUAUAAUUAAAAACAUUCAAAUAGUUUGACAACCCUGUAUGUCUUCUUUCAAAUGUUAUCACACCCAAUACAUUUUUCCACUGAUGAACACAUGGAUGUCUCACCUCUCACCUCUAUGGAUGUCUCACCUCUAUCUCACCUCUUUCUCCUGAAUAUUUUGACAUUCAGGUCCAAAAAGUCACUUUCUGACCACUUCAACCAUUGGUAAAGGUUUUGUUAAAAGGGGUGCAGUCGGAAAGUUAUUGAAAUCAUAUGGAUCAACCCCUCUGUCAUUUUGUAUGGUAGGCUAUCACAGCCCAGUCAGUGGACGGUGUAUGCUGGCUAUUUGAUCCAGAUACAGAUGGCUUAUGCCACUGGCAAUUCAGUGAGACGCAUCAUCUCUCAUGAAAAAUACGACAAGCAGACUAAGGAUAAUGACAUCGCUCUUAUGAAACUCAACACACCCCUCACUAUGUCAGAUAACGUGAGAGCAGUGUGUCUGCCCAACUUCGGAGUGAAUCUGACUCCCAGCGAGAAGCCUGGAUCUCUGGAUGGGGGUCCAUUAGGAGUGGUGGGUUGGUGUCAGAAAACCUGCGUCAGGCCCGGAUCACCAUGUACAGCAGACACACAUGUAACGCACAGUUGGUGUACAAUGGACGCGUCACCACCUCUAUGAUCUGUGCUGGGACACUGGCAGGAGGAGUGGACUCAUGUCAGGUCAGAUUCACACUUAAAAUAUUUUGUAAUAGAUAUUCAUGGGAAGUUUUUUUACUACCUACUUGAUGCUACAUGUAUUCUUUCUUAUUUGAUAUAAUCUUUUGAUUUGCUGUUUUCUUAUUGUGUUCUGAUAGAGCGGAUGGUGGUAAAAUGAAGAAAUGAACAUACUCUGGAAUGUAUAAA